GACAAAAACAAAAAACAAACAAAAAAACAGGAACAAAAUGUAUACUUAUUUGGGAAAAAUGGAUCAUGGUUAACAACAGCAAAUGUGAAUGCCCCUUCCUACCCACCCACCCAUGAAUGUCUUAUCCAAAUUACUAGUUUAAGAUGGCCUCCUGGGGUGUGUCUUCCCUGGGCUUCUACUGGGGGCUCCCAGGAGGGCACGGUCCCCACAGUGGACUGGUUUUGCCUAGGCCCUGCCCAGCAGAGAUCAUGUAUCGCCUCCUGGGGCUGCGGCCCGUCCUCAAAGGUCCCAGACCUCACAAUACCGCCCUGUGGUUGCCACAGGACACCAUGGAAUGGUGUUGUGCCCCCAUGUGGUAGGAAAUGGCUCUGUAUCUAGUCCCAUCUGCAGCGCCAGAGCGGGAGUGUGUCAAGUCACAGCAAUUAUCUGUGAACUGCUAACCUGGAGAUGCCAGACAGUACUUCCGCGUGCUGCUGGCAAGCAACGGGAAGACACAGUCAAGUGGCGUCAAAUAUUUUAAGAUGGCAGGUUGGACCAGGCUUGCUUUUUUCAAAUAGUCCAAUAACAUUUAGCUCAAACCAGUCAACUUCAAGUCAAUGUAAAAACAAAAAAACCAAAAACCAACCUUCAUCUGUUACUGACAUUGAACAGAACUGGGCUUCUGUAAGAUAUAUAUAUAUAUCCCUGUCCACAAAGGGGCAAAUACAUUUGGCCUCUGUGCCAAGUAGCUUGAUGGCAAUUUGGUCUUUCCACCUGAACUGCACUCCACUAGAGCUUUUAAGAUCAUACUAAGAGAAGGACACUAGCUUUACUUUGAAACUAGGCGACAGUAGCCAUAUAACCCUUGGCGGCUACUGAAAAAUACUGUUCUGUGCUCCAGCUGCGAAGCAACCUGUACAAAAAAACCCAACCCAGCAGACUUACUAGAGAUGGGGGAGGGGAGCACAAGACAGGGAUUGAUACCAUCUGUGCCACAGAAAACCAGUCCCAAUACAUUUGAACCAUUUCUUCAAAAAUCUUCGGCGCACACAAAGGGCAUCAAUCCUUCCUACAUCCUUCCCAGAGCAGACAUAAUCACUUUAGCUACUAAGAGCAGAGAGGGCCAGUCCAACUGGGGAUCGCAGCCACCAUCGCCUGUUGGGCAGAGUGGGGAAGCAACAGCCGAGAAAGUGGUACAUAACAAGGACUUUCACAAAACAGUUGGCAUGAGUUUAAAAUUUGCAGACUUGGGUAUGUCAUACCAAAAAGCCUGCACCCCUAUCCUCACUCUAAACUCUAGAGCAUGACUCCCCUCCAUUUAACACUGAAUUUCAAAAGUGGGCAGAGCAGAAGAAUCUUCUGGAAGGGUGUUACGAGCGGACUCGGGAUGUGGGGGUCCGUGUGGAAAGAACAGACGGAUUUUUUUUUCCUCUCCUGGCGAAUGAGGAGCGCCCCCCGCCACCCCUCCUCCUCAACAGCGCCCUCCCCACCAAGCGCGCAUGCGCACUCAGAUGGCAGGAGGGUACACGGCCACCAGGGCUGCGGCAGUGCGCCCAACAGCGGACUCCGAGACCGGUAGACCUCAGCGAAUCCUCGCUCUCCACCACCCACUCUCAGAACCAUGGCCGCAGUGACAGCAGCUUCAGCAGAACUGCUAAUCAUCGGUUGGUACAUCUUCCGCGUGCUGCUGCAGGUGCUCCUGGAAUGCUGCAUUCACUGGGUAGGAUUCACUUUUGGAAAUCCUCCAGGGACACAGCCCACUGCAAGAAGUGAGGUGUUCAGGUACUCCCUGCAGAAGCUGGCACACACAGUGUCCCGCCGGACCGGGCGGCAGAUGCUGGGAGAGCGCAGGCAGCAAGCCCCCAACUGAGGUCCCAGAUCCCAGCCCUGGGCGGCCAUGUCAUCAAGUGCUCCUGCGCUUCUUGACCAGCAUGGGAGCCAGUGCCGCGCAGUAAU
Messenger RNA from Microtus ochrogaster (prairie vole), 1935 nucleotides. It is a transcript of the gene Nnat, whose product is annotated as neuronatin. Gene Ontology annotation, biological process: brain development; positive regulation of insulin secretion. Gene Ontology annotation, cellular component: cytoplasm. The record is from RefSeq and is a predicted model, not a curated record. Lineage: Eukaryota; Metazoa; Chordata; Mammalia; Rodentia; Cricetidae.